Molecule: messenger RNA, 3120 nt
Organism: Ipomoea nil (Japanese morning glory)
Lineage: Eukaryota; Viridiplantae; Streptophyta; Magnoliopsida; Solanales; Convolvulaceae
Product: ATP-dependent zinc metalloprotease FTSH 9, chloroplastic-like
Exons: 13
Coding region: 217-2667 (816 amino acids)
Biological process (GO): proteolysis
Cellular component (GO): chloroplast thylakoid; membrane
Molecular function (GO): ATP-dependent peptidase activity; ATP binding; ATP hydrolysis activity
Source: RefSeq, a predicted model, not a curated record
AGUCUUUGCCAAAAAUUGGAUAACGCGCUGCAGCUGCUAGGCGUUAUUUAACGGUCAAUGGUCACCAAACCGGGCAACCCCGACCUCAACCUCGACCUCGACCUCCAUAUCUGAUUUCUCUGCUCUUCUUCAAUCCCUUCUUCUGUAUAUGUAAAAUACACGACUUCUUAUCCGACUCCGAUUUUGUUGUCUUUUUCUCUGCUUUCUCCAUCUGGAAUGGCAGCCGUAGAAGGUCUCCCGCCCAUAAUUCACUCCCAAAUUUCGUUAAAUUGGCACUUUAAUCACAAGUAUGUUUACAGGCAGAGCGUUGCCUGCUGUAGUCGGUGUUGGAGUUUACAGAGGAAUUCGAGUCGUUUGAUUGUUAAUACUACGCCGCCAGGAGCUCCACCUAGGGUUUCGGUGAAUUGGGAACUUCCGGGGACCCGUUCGAAGAACAGAUACCUAAGAGAUAGGGAGAUUAGAGUUAGGGCAAACAGUUCUUGUGAACAAGGCACUGAUUCCAACGAUACAAACGAAGCUACUACGACGGAAAGUAAUACUUCUCCGGUUUCAGGGUCGGGAUCGGGUUCAAGUUCGGGUUCUUCUCGGAAAGAAAGUCAAGGGAAAGGGGACUGGUGGUGGUCAAAAUGGCGGUGGCAACCCAUAGUUCAAGCACAGGAAGUGGGAGUGUUUUUGCAAUUGGGGAUAGUUAUGAUCGUGAUGAGAUUGCUCGGUCCAGGAAUUCCAUUGCCUGGGUCAGAACCCAUGGCUCCGGUUACAUUUGUGAGCGUUCCGUACAGUGAGUUCUUGAGGAAGGUAAACUCAAAUCAGGUUCAGAAGGUAGAGGUUGAUGAAUUCCACAUCAUGUUCAAGUUGAAGAAUGAAGUGAUGAGUGGUGUGGUGGAGAGUGAGUCUGGGAGUGGAAGCAGUAAGCUGCAGGAGUCUGAGUGGUCGUUAAGGAGCGUGAAUCCCACCAAGAGGAUUGUGUACACCACAACAAGGCCUGGUGAUAUCAAGACUCCUUACGAGAAGAUGCUGGAGAACAAUGUGGAGUUUGGAUCACCGGAUAAGCGGUCUGGCUGGUUCUUGCACUCAGCACUGUUUGCUCUUUUCCACGUUGUUGUCCUAGCUGUUCUUCUACAUCGGUUCCCUUUGAACUUUUUUCAGCAUUCAGCUGGUCAGCUCAGGAACCGUAAAUCUGGGGGUUCUAAUGGAGCGAAAGUGUCCGAGCAAGGUGAAACUGUCACAUUUGCUGAUGUUGCAGGUGUUGAUGAAGCCAAGGAGGAGCUAGAAGAAAUAGUGGAAUUUCUCAGGAAUCCUGACAGGUAUAUACGACUUGGUGCACGCCCACCCCGAGGCGUUCUUCUGGUUGGCCUACCUGGGACAGGUAAGACACUUUUAGCGAAAGCUGUUGCUGGAGAAGCCGAGGUUCCUUUUAUCAGUUGCUCUGCAAGUGAGUUUGUAGAACUGUAUGUUGGUAUGGGGGCAUCUCGUGUCAGGGACCUUUUUGCCCGUGCAAAGAAAGAAGCUCCAUCAAUAAUUUUUAUAGAUGAGAUUGAUGCUGUGGCAAAGAGCCGUGAUGGUAAAUUCCGCAUUGUUAGCAAUGAUGAAAGAGAGCAGACAUUAAACCAGCUGCUUACAGAGAUGGAUGGAUUUGAUAGUAACUCUGCAGUGAUUGUUCUUGGAGCAACCAAUCGUUCUGAUGUGUUAGACCCUGCCCUUCGACGGCCUGGAAGGUUUGAUCGUGUGGUCAUGGUGGAAGCACCAGAUCGGACUGGAAGAGAAGCUAUUUUGAAAGUACAUGUAUCCAAGAAGGAACUUCCUCUUGCACAAGAUGUCGAUCUUGGUGAUAUUGCUUCUAUGACAACUGGUUUCACUGGGGCAGACCUUGCAAAUUUGGUAAAUGAGGCUGCUUUAUUGGCAGGAAGGAACACUAAGCUUCUUGUCGAAAAAAUUGAUUUCAUUCAUGCAGUAGAGCGGUCAAUUGCGGGGAUAGAAAAGAAGACUGCAAAGUUGCAGGGCAAUGAGAAAGCAGUAGUUGCACGGCAUGAAGCGGGUCAUGCAGUAGUAGGUACGGCUGUUGCAAAUCUUCUUACUGGGCAACCACGGGUUGAGAAACUAAGCAUAUUGCCCAGAUCUGGUGGGGCAUUAGGAUUUACUUACAUUCCUCCAACCACUGAAGAUAGAUAUUUGCUCUUUGUUGAUGAACUACAUGGACGAUUAGUCACUCUUCUUGGAGGGCGUGCAGCAGAAGAAGUCAUUUAUUCUGGACGUGUUUCUACUGGCGCACUUGAUGACAUACGUCGUGCCACAGAUAUGGCGUACAAGGCAAUUGCUGAAUAUGGUCUGAAUGAGACAAUAGGUCCUGUUUCACUGGCAACUCUUUCUGGUGGUGGGAUGGAUGAUACAGGAUCUGCACUUUGGGGAAGGGAUCAGGGGCAUCUUGUUGAUCUUGUUCAAAGAGAAGUUAAAUCCCUCCUCCAAUCUUCACUUGAAGUUGCACUCUGUGUUGUGCGUGCCAAUCCUACUGUUUUGGAGGGUCUGGGAGCAUGUUUGGAAGAGAAAGAGAAAGUAGAAGGUGAGGAACUGCAAAAGUGGCUGAAGAUGGUUGUUGCUCCAACAGAACUCGCAUAUUUCAUCAGAGGUAAGCGGGGAUCUGUUCUCCCACUGCAACCUAGUUCAGGAUGAAAUCAUAUUAUAAAAUGACGCACUUUGAAUACCCACAUCGGCCUCAUCUCUUCAUUCUCAACCCGAUGGUGGGCACUGGGCAUGGCAUGAAUUCACUCUUUCACCUUGUAUUAGUUCGGUAAAGAGUUUGUCUUGACAUCAAGCUCCUUGUAUAUCUAUUACCUACCAUGAUGAUCAGCUUUGUAGUUAUAAAGGCAAAUGGCUGAAGAAGAUCUAAUUACGAUAUAUGGAAGGAAUAUUUUCGUGAAGCUCAGCUUUGAAAAGAAGAUUCUCCUACGUUAUAAAAUAAUUUUCUUGUACAUCUCUCGUUUGUUAGUGAGCAGUCAUGUGUAAUAUACCCAGUAUAUAAUCCAUUUCUUUGGCGAACAAGUUGUGUUACAAGGGUUGAUUUCAGAUCAAAUAUCUAUAGAUGGGGUUUUCCAUGUGAAAUUUCAAUAGUAAUUGUUUUCAAUC